Paramormyrops kingsleyae is the source of this 4569-nucleotide messenger RNA. It is a transcript of the gene fam219aa, whose product is annotated as family with sequence similarity 219 member Aa. The record is from RefSeq and is a predicted model, not a curated record. Lineage: Eukaryota; Metazoa; Chordata; Actinopteri; Osteoglossiformes; Mormyridae.
GAGUCACCGCUCCCGGGCAGUAUAGCCGCGAUCUUAGCGAGCUGCAGCUAGCUGGCAUGAAGCAGGCGAGCAGCAUCCUCGAUCUCCGCUGACACCUUCUCACCAAACAUCUCUGUGACACAAAGUCAAGUCAUAACUGCUGACCGCUAUUCAUACAGCCUCGCAGCGAAGACGCCGGAGAGCUUCUUCCAAAAUGAUGGAAGAAAUAGACAGAUUUCAAGUGCCGACAGUCCACUCAGAGAUGCAGCCAUUGGACCCUUCAGCUUCUUCUGUUUCAGAGGGUGAUUCAGACACGAGGGAAGGGGAAUCAGUAGCCAUCAAUUAUAAGCCGUCUCCGUUACAGGUGAAAAUCGAAAAGCAGAGGGAGCUGGCCAGGAAGGGCUCAGUGAAGAACGGCAACGUGGGAAGUCCAGUUAAUCAGCAGCCCAAGAAGAACAAUGUCAUGGCCCGGACAAGACUGGUUGUCCCUAAUAAAGGAUACUCCUCACUAGAUCAAAGCCCAGAUGAAAAGCCUCUGGUAGCUCUGGACACAGACAGUGACGAUGACUUUGACAUGUCCAGAUACUCUUCUUCAGGAUACUCCUCUGCUGAGCAGAUCAACCAGGACCUGAAUAUACAGCUCCUGAAGGACGGCUACCGACUAGACGAGAUCCCUGACGACGAGGACCUGGACCUCAUCCCCCCCAAAUCCGUUAACCCCACCUGCAUGUGUUGCCAGGGAUCCUCCUCUGCCGCUUGUCAGAUCCAGUAACCUGCAUUAUCCCUGCCCACUGCACCUCUGUCUGCAGUGAGUUUACCAGUAGAACUGCAGCAGAGCAAGAGUUAAACGUUAAAUAAUAUUAAGAAAGGAAUAUAGUUCAGUAAAAAGGAGAAACAUAAAAAAACAGAAAGGUAGACAAACAGCCGUUGCUUCCUCCUAUGGUAGGACAUGGUUCUUAUCUCCGUCCAGCAGUUUGGGAACUUGUGGGGAAAAAAAAACACAGUUCUGGCUGCUUAUGGCAAAAGAUAAAAACUAAAUUUUUUUUUUCUCUCCCAGAGCAACUACUGAUUUGGUGAUGGGUUAACAACACUGAUUGGAUUUGGGUUCAUUCUCUUCCCCUGAUACAGUGAAGAUGGUGCAGUGAGUGUACCUGACUGGGAAAAUGAUUUAGAAAAAUCCUGGAUGCGACAGUAGAGCAUGGAGUGUAUGUAAAAGAUUCUGAAAGAUAGUGAGGUCUUCAUAUCCCCUGUGGGAUUUUUGGGUAGUACUGUGAACUCAAUUCUUUUUGACACUAAAGGUAGUACUGUAGCAAAUGCUUGGGAGUUGCACUCGUCUACAGUCUGACAGACACUUUUAUUGUUUGUAUUCUAUUUUUUAUUUAAACGUCCUUUGCUUCGUGUAUUUUUGUCAACUGUGAGUAAUAGUUUUGAGGUGAACAGACUGAGACAUCCUGGACUUCCUUUCUGUUUCACAGGUGCUUUCAUGCUAUCCUUCCAGUACCCCCUUCUCACUCUGUCAUUUAGAGAAACACUUUGGAAUAAGAAUAAAUAAAUUAAAGAAUAAAUUUGGCAUCUCAAAUAUAAAAGGUGACUGACAGUAAAAAAAAUUACGGAUGCAGAGCAAGGAUUUGCUGUAAUUUCUGUUAAGUUCUAUACAACAUUGCAUGCUAUAGUAUCAUUUACAGUACACAUUGUCCUCACCAGUUCUGUAAAUAUCAGUGAUUUGGUUUUGUUUUUUUGGUGAAACUUUAUGUUGUUGGAAUAACAACAUUUCUGAAGCACUUUAGCGUUGACUGACAGAGCAGAACUUUGUGACUGUAAAUGACUGACAUCACCUUGACUGGAGUCUGAUGUGCCACUGAAAGAAGUCCCAACAGGUACCCAAAUGCCCGUCAGCCAAACAAUGGCAAGAUAGCUGCUUAGAAUGUGGACUUUUCAUUGCUCAGGUGCCCAGGGCUGUUCUGCAAAGUCAUCUGUUCAGCUAAUUUGCUCCCCUGAGGCCUAGAGCCACUAUGGUGUACCGCCUCUUCCCCUGAAUUUUGGACCCAUCCCCAAAAUGGGUCCAAAAUUGUAUACUUCCAAACUGCGGUUUAGCAUUCUAUUAACUUUUAAUGCUCUACCAUUACUAAAACCCAUACUGAGCAGAAGAUGACAUAUGCUUGAUUCAAGUGCAAUCCAGCACCGUUUCAUUUAAUUGUUUGCUUGUUCUGGUGCAUUAACGCUACAUCAGUUCCGUUUCAUUGCAGUGUGUUUUGGGCAUAAACACACAGGAACAGUGUGCUUUUGAAGGUGAAUUCACAGAUUUCAGACGUUUCAGGCAGGUGUACUAAUGAGCUAUGCAGACAUUGGUGGGCCUUCAAGACACGGAAAGGUUUUACAACAUCCUUUCAUUCUCUUUUUUAAUGUUUAUCUCCUUUUGCCUCACUCUGCCAUGGGGUAUUCAUCUGUGGCAUGUUUGUUUAUUUCUUCCUCUUCCCAUUAUGGGAACAGGUUUUAUGGCGUGAAAAAAAUGCUUUUUUCAGGCUUUUGUAUGAAACCAUGGGUAACAAUUAUUGGCACAUUUAUUAGGCUAAAUAUAUUACUAAUUAAUCCAGAUGGGAAAGGAGCUGUAGACCUCAAAACUAGCAUGUUCUUGUGGAAAAAAAAUUCUGCUUUCUCAUUAUUUCUGUCUCUUAAACGCCACUGCAUUUGGUUCAGAUAAACUGCAAAAGGAAUCAGUGGAAGGACAUUUUAUAUUCAUUUAGUCAAAGAUUUCUUCUGGGUUUUCCCAAAAGUGGACACUAUUAUCAGGCUAUCAAAAGGUAUUUAGGGGAAUAGUAAGAACAUAUCUAAAUCUGUAAAUGGAGCGAGAUGACUAAAUGAGGUGUGAAAUUACACUUUGCCAACUUGGGAGAGUUGAAUGUGAUAUUUUUUUAUUUUAAGUUAUGUAGCUUUGCAGCUUACAUUUCAGUAUUAAUUUCACUGAUAAUGUUUGUUUUGAUAUGUUAUUAUUUCUGGAAUGUUCCACUAUGUGGCAAUUAUAAAAGACAGAACAAGCAAUUAUUGCAGUUUUCAAAAUGUAAAAAAUAUUGUUGAGAUAUGGUUUUACUGUGCCUCAUUUGCAGCAUUUCAGAAGUUCAAGUAGUAAAACAUCUUUAGAUCUGUUGCUUUUCAUAUUUUUGAAGAUGUUUGUUCAUUUCUUUAGAAGUGUUAAUCCAGUUACCCUGACAGAUAGUUGUAAUGCAGAGGGUCAUAAUGUUAUACUGUUUAAACCCAGAAUUUGAGAGUUUUGUUUUCAAUAGUUUUGACUUUUCCAUGUGCAGAAGCCUGACAAGCACUUGCUUCUAAACCCUGUGAAGCUGAUCACCUUUGCAUGACUGUCAGUAUGUUCUGUCUGGAUUCUCACUGAAAAUACACACAUGCACAUGCCAACAUCUUUACAUGCCAAUUAACAGUAAUUGAGGAACGUUCCAGCAAGUGGAAUUUUAUGUAUCAGAUGGAAAUCUCUUCUUGCUGGUUGACCUGUGCCUAAAACUCAAUGAAUGAUAGAGCAGUUUGCAAUAUAUGUCCUUUCCCUUUAAACCUGCUUCCUUCCCACCCUGCCUGGGCAUAUUAUGGGAUUGGAAGAUUAUUCUUUGGAGCCCCCUGAAUUUUGCCCCUGAGUCAAUUAUCCCAACUGAAACCGGGAAGUUUAGUGAGAAUAGAUAACUGUGCUGCUCUGCUUUUCAUUUGGGGUGUGUUUUCUUAAAGCAGUAUGUUUUCUAGUGGUUGUCUUCAAACAAAACUGCUGUUCAUUCCUUUAUCAUUAAUGAUGGUAUAUGGAAAAUGUUCAGAAUUCAUAUUCUGUAAGUCUAUUACUGUCUACGCGCCUUCAUUUUCUUGAUCUGAGUGGCAUGCAUUGACUUUCUAAUGCACAUGAUUGGGGAGAAAAUGAACCUAUUUUGAAAGUUCCAUUCACAGUGAAUUAUAUCUAAUACAUGUUCUUUUAAAUCCCUGCUCUGUAACUUUGUGUGGUCAUAGAAAAUUUAGGACUGGAUUUGAGAGAACUGAGAAUAAAUUAUUGUUUUAUUUUCUCCUUAAAGUUCUCUCUCUCUGGCAGAUCUAUAUUGUUAUGUCUGAUUCUUUGAUUGAUAAGAGUAUACAAGCACAUUCUGUACUGUUCUUUCUUGAUGGCUGGGAUUUCUUUCUUUGGGUCAGUUUACAGUGUAAUAAAUUUUGGUUACCUAGGAUUUCACCACCAGGUCUCCUCAACACAAUGACUUUGCUCUGUUUAAAAAAACCAUAAAGGGAUAAAUGCCAAUUAAUGUAUCAUUUUUAUUGAGAUCUCAAAAUCACAUUUGCUCACAGCUCUGAAUAAGUUUGCUAAAUUAGAGUAUGCCUUAAUUGAUUCAUUUUAUAGAACUUAUAUUUAUUGCCAUUGUUAUUUUAAUUUAUUUAUGAAAAGAAAUGUAUGCUUUUUAACAUAUGGAGGUUCAUUAUUAUUAUUAUUAUUAUUAUUAUUAUUAUUAUUAUUAUUAUUAUGUGAACAUUUCCAUACCAGUAUUUAACAUUAUUGUUCUGUGUAGUAUUACAUAUCAAUGAAUUAAACACAAGUGACAUGUCAAAUGAAAA